Momordica charantia (bitter melon) is the source of this 1627-nucleotide messenger RNA. It is a transcript of the gene CRL, whose product is annotated as crumpled leaf. Gene Ontology annotation, biological process: protein-phycocyanobilin linkage. The record is from RefSeq and is a predicted model, not a curated record. NCBI's taxonomy places the organism in Eukaryota, Viridiplantae, Streptophyta, Magnoliopsida, Cucurbitales, Cucurbitaceae. Gene Ontology annotation, molecular function: lyase activity.
UUGGGGUGCACACAUUUUCUGUGGCCAUGGCGUUUCUUGUGUAUAUAUCGAGAGAUUGAAGAGGACGUUGAACAGAAGAGCCCGCCGUGAUGUGGCGAAGUUUCACGAGCCGACGCCCGAAAUUCGGUAUUGGAGAGUGGAGUAAUGGGGUGUCAAUUUGACGACACUAAUUUAGCGCCCACCUCCUAAUUUCUCUCACGGUGGCCGUCGCUUCCAAAAUUUUCUCUUACAACUCUGCGCUAAAUCUCGACUCUACUCUUUAAAGUUCGAUUUCGUGCUCUGAAUGAUUCUGGUAACCUGGAGAAGAUCGUGAUGGUGGGUGUUUGAGAGCUGAGGAAGUGAAGCUAUGGGUACCAAUUCCAAUUCAAACAAUGACAAUAACAGCUCAGUAGGAUGGAACAGAGCUGGGGGUUUGAUAAUGAAGACUUUGGUACUGGUCGGAGGUGCCCUUUUGCUUAAACGCCUUACUAAGUCCACGACCCGCUGGGAUCAUGCUCGCUUCGUUUCCCAGUCCCUUUCCGGCGAAAAGUUUUCGAAGGAGCAAGCAUCCAGGGAUCCUGAUAAUUACUUCAAUAUUAGAAUGACUACGUGCCCUGCAGCAGAAAUGGUUGAUGGUUCUACGGUGUUAUACUUCGAACAAGCUUUCUCCAGAACUCCUCAAAAACCCUUUCGCCAGAGAUUUUAUACGGUGAAGCCAUGUUCAAAGGAGAUGAAAUGUGAUGUGGAGCUAAGCUCAUACGCCAUACGGGAUAUGGAGGAGUACAAGAAUUUUUGUGAUCGAACAAAAGACCAACGUCCUCUUCCCGAAGAAAUUGUUGGGGACAUUGCAGAGCAUUUGACUACUUUACAUCUUAAGCGCUGUGAUCGUGGAAAACGUUGCCUGUAUGAAGGUUCAACUCCUCCCGGUGGUUUUCCAAAUUCAUGGAAUGGAGCAGCCUACUGUACUUCAGAAAUUGCUAUCCUAAAGAAUAACGAAGUACAUACCUGGGAAAGGGGUUACGACGAUGAUGGAAACCAGGUUUGGGGAACAAAAGAAGGACCUUAUGAAUUCAAGCCAGUUCCAGCCUCCAGUCUCAAAGACAUGUUUUCUCCAUUAAAUUUCUCUCAGCUAUCCAUGGAGAAAAGAAUAGAGGGUUCAUUUGUCUUGCAAUAAUAGUCUCCCACUAAUCUUUCUUAUUUAGUUCAGGAGCCAGUCGAAUUCUUGAAAGCAAGCAAAAUGGCAGUCAACUGGCCACCCUUGUAGGCAUGCUCUCCGGUGGACCAAUUACAAAGUUCAGUUCAGGGGCAACUACGCAGUAACUGUUCCCUCCUUUCUUAUCUCAGAUAUAACCCUUGAGAAGGCAACCAUAGCUUAGCCUAUCUAUUUCUGAUGUUUAAACUUCAUGUUCAGGAAGAUAGAGGAGUUGUGUAGGAAAGGUAGUGAAUAAAGGUUUGGCUUACAGGAGAAAUUUGAGGAAUAUUCUAGUCUACCACAUACAUUUUUUAGAAUAAUAGCGGCUGAAGUUUCCUAUCUUUUCACCAAUGGAGUGGUGUAAUGGUUCUUUAUGGAACAUGUAACCUACUUUAAAGUGUGUAAUGCUCGAAUUUUUUCCUUGUAUUUUAUGAAGAUGCAUUAAUUUGGUGACUU